CUGCAUCCUGCAGGCCUCUCUCUCUCUCUCUCUCUCUCUCUCUCUCUCUCACACACACACACACACAAACUCUUCUGUCUCUCGCUCUUUCAAUAGUUCCAUCCAUUCUGUCAGGCCAGGCCAUCCGCAUUUAGGAUAUACUCUUUCACGGCUUGCAGAGAGAAAGCGAGGGAACAAAAAAGGGGGUAAAAACAGAGCAAUAGCGCAAAAUCUAGUCAAGAUCAGAGGGGACAGAUCAAGUGGAUCAGAUGAAGAGGAUGACAAGCUGUUGAGCCUUGGAAGUCAAGGAAAAGUUUGAACGUCGUGAGGGCCCUGGGGGCAAAGAUGUCCUCGUCAUGAGGGGCUUGUUGCAUCCCCUUCGUCUGUCUUGCCCCUUUAUUUCAAUGGCCGGGAAGAAAGCACAACUGGCAGUGCCCCAUUUCAUAUAUUCCACCUUGGAUGUGCCCUGCGGGGUGGGACUCUUCUGAGAGCUACAAACAUGCGACUGUGGUGGAUUUUACUUCUAAGCUUUUGGAGUGUUUAUGGAGAACUCCCAUUCAUAGCAGAGAACAACGCUGCCAUGCUGGUCAACUGGAAUGCAGUGGAUGGGAAUUAAAAGCUGUUUGCAAUCUAUGACACAAGCGCCAAUGAACCAGGAAACAUGUCUUUUGUCAAAGAGACAGUGGACAAGCUUUUGAAAGGCUAUGACAUUCGUCUUCGACCAGACUUUGGAGGUGCACCGGUCGCGGUUGGCAUGAGCAUCGAUGUGGCAAGCAUAGACAUGGUGUCUGAGGUCAACAUGGACUACACACUUACCAUGUAUUUCCAGCAGUACUGGAGGGACAAGCGACUCGCAUAUUCUGGGAUCCCUCUCAAUCUCACCCUUGACAACCGGGUAGCCGACCAGCUUUGGGUUCCUGACACGUAUUUCCUAAAUGACAAGAAGUCUUUUGUCCACGGUGUCACAGUGAAGAACCGCAUGAUCCGCCUGCACCCGGAUGGCACAGUUCUUUAUGGAUUAAGAAUCACCACCACUGCCGCUUGCAUGAUGGAUCUGAGAAGGUAUCCAUUAGAUGAGCAGAACUGCACUCUGGAGAUAGAGAGUUAUGGAUACACAACAGAUGACAUCGAGUUUUACUGGAAGGGAGGAGAAAAUGCAGUGACUGGUGUGUCGCGUAUCGAGCUCCCACAGUUCUCCAUCGUGGACUACAAACUUGUAUCCAGAAAUGUUGUCUUUUCCACAGGUGCCUAUCCUCGACUAUCUUUGAGCUUCAAGCUAAAAAGAAACAUUGGCUACUUCAUCCUGCAGACCUACAUGCCCUCAAUCCUGAUCACCAUCCUGUCCUGGGUCUCCUUCUGGAUCAACUAUGAUGCCUCAGCAGCCAGAGUGGCAUUAGGUAUUACCACUGUGCUGACCAUGACCACCAUCAACACCCACCUAAGAGAAACACUUCCCAAGAUCCCCUAUGUCAAAGCCAUAGACAUGUAUUUGAUGGGCUGCUUCGUCUUUGUGUUCUUGGCUCUGCUGGAAUAUGCUUUUGUCAACUACAUUUUCUUUGGACGAGGGCCUCAGAUGCAGAAAAAGUUGGCUGAGAAAGCUGAGAAAGCCAAUAACGACCGCAACAAGUACGACGGCAACAAGUCUGUUCAGGAGGGAGGCAACUGCAAGCCAUCAUCUGUUAAACAGUCCAAUCAGGUACAAGGCCACCGUCACUCACGAGGGGUGGAUUCCCAGGGAAAUAUCCUUCUGACCACCCUGGAGAUCCACAAUGAGGUGGCCGGGAACGAGAUCACCACCAGCGUCAGCGAGGCUCGUAACUCCACUUCAAUGGUGUUGGAUAACUCAGGGAUCCAGUAUCGUAAACAGAGCGCAGCACGGCCUGAGGGCCGCCACAGCAUGGACAGGAACGCACAGUCCAAGAAACCGCGGCUACGCAGACGCUCCUCCCAGCUCAAAAUCAAAAUCCCUGACCUCACAGACGUGAACUCCAUCGAUCGAUGGUCACGGAUAAUAUUUCCCUCAGUUUUCUCUCUUUUCAACUUGAUCUACUGGCUGUAUUACGUGAAUUAGGCCUGAGACGUCAAUGGGUUUUUUUGCCCCUUCACAAUUUUUUCAUGUUGCCAAGUGGAAAAUAGAGACUUUUUUUUUUGCUCUGGCGUACUUUUAAGGGACGUACUUGCACGCCAUAUAUAUAUAUAUAUAUAUCGAGGUUUUUCUACAACUGAACCUUUGCGAUGUUGUGAAGGGUUCAGAAGGAAUGCUACCUGCACCAAAACCCAUUCUCAUAUACAGUACGUAUGUACUCAAACAUUCCCAUUCACACAUGCACAAAAUCAGUUUUCUAAAGACUAUCUCUGUACAUACAUGUUGCAAUUUUUGAAGCCACAGGACUUCCGCAUGAUGCACUCAGAACUGUUUUUAAUUUGUACAUGUUGCUAUGUUAUUCCAAUUGAAAGAUGCUAAUUGCAAAUGUUUCAUGCCAAUAAGUCUUUAUUGUUGGAGCGCAGGAGACUAUUAUUGAAAGACGAUUAUAUAGUUGUUGAAAUGCAGUAUAUAACAAGGGUUGUAGGUCAAAUCAUGUCUUCAG
This is a messenger RNA of Sinocyclocheilus rhinocerous, 2567 nucleotides long. RefSeq names its product gamma-aminobutyric acid receptor subunit beta-3-like. Gene Ontology annotation, molecular function: GABA-A receptor activity; extracellular ligand-gated monoatomic ion channel activity. The record is from RefSeq and is a predicted model, not a curated record. Gene Ontology annotation, biological process: monoatomic ion transmembrane transport. Gene Ontology annotation, cellular component: membrane. The coding region runs from base 641 to 2050 and encodes 469 amino acids. The transcript is spliced from 11 exons. NCBI's taxonomy places the organism in Eukaryota, Metazoa, Chordata, Actinopteri, Cypriniformes, Cyprinidae.